Molecule: messenger RNA, 4724 nt
Organism: Perca fluviatilis (European perch)
Lineage: Eukaryota; Metazoa; Chordata; Actinopteri; Perciformes; Percidae
Product: Krueppel-like factor 7
Exons: 4
Coding region: 154-1131 (325 amino acids)
Biological process (GO): regulation of transcription by RNA polymerase II
Molecular function (GO): RNA polymerase II cis-regulatory region sequence-specific DNA binding; DNA-binding transcription factor activity, RNA polymerase II-specific
Source: RefSeq, a predicted model, not a curated record
CAACACGGAUACGCAUGGAGCCUCCAUCACCCCCUGUCUCUUUUACGCACCGAGUCCGAUAAUGCGCGCAGGUACAGGGACCCUAAUCGCCACAUUUCCAGCCGCUACACUGAACAAUUAAUCUCCUCUUAUGGACUAAUAUGAAAGAAGUGGAUGCAGAGGUCUGAGACAGCCAAGAAAGGAGGCAUAUUUCGUGUGGAUCAUUCUUGUUUUCCAUCACCGAGCGUCAGCAUGGAUGUCUUAGCGAACCACAGUAUCUUUCAGGAACUUCAGCUCGUUCACGACACCGGCUACUUCUCUGCCAUGCCGUCGCUGGAGGAAAACUGGCAGCAGACCUGCCUAGAAUUGGAGCGUUAUCUGCAGACGGAGCCCAAGCGUCUGUCAGAGCUCUUCGACCAAGACCUGGAUGGCCUUCUAACCCCAGCCUACCUAAAGGAGGACGGCGAGGAAGAGCUGACAGACGUCCUGCUCCCUAGCCUGCCCAGCCUCCCUGAUCCCCCGAGCCCACCUCCAGUUAUCGUCUGCCCAACACGGAAGAGUUUCCCCUCCACCGGUGGAAUGAAACGAGACCUCAAACCUAAGGGGCUGGAAAACGUAGAAGGGAUGGAAGGGGUCCACCAGGCCCAGCUGUGCGCCGUCACCUCCCUGACGCCCCCGUCGUCGCCAGAACUGGGCCGGCACCUCGUCAAACCCAACCAGACACUGACGGCCUCAGCUGACGGGACGCUUACCCUGAAGCUGGUGGCCAGGAAGGUGGGGCUCAGUGCGGCUCGGCUGGUGGCGGCGCACGCACUCCCUGUCCGGAUGAAGGACGAAGAGGAGGGCGCGGCAUGUGUCAUCGGCGUGGGGGAGCUACCGGAGAACAAGAAGAGGAUCCACCGUUGUCAAUUCAACGGCUGCAGGAAGGUGUACACCAAGAGCUCCCACCUAAAGGCCCAUCAGAGGACACAUACAGGUGAGAAGCCGUACAAGUGCUCGUGGGAGGGCUGCGAGUGGCGAUUCGCCCGGAGCGACGAGCUGACGAGGCACUACCGCAAACACACCGGUGCCAAGCCUUUUAAGUGCAACCACUGUGACAGGUGUUUCUCGCGGUCGGAUCACUUGGCGCUACACAUGAAGAGGCACAUCUGAGGAAAUUUGAGAGAGGUCAGCGGGAGUGGAAGAGAGGCGAAGGGGAUGGAGGCGGAGUGGAAGGAGGAGAGGGAGCAUCAUCUGCAGCAAAAUAACACCAUGGUUGUUAGAGAGAGAGAGACAGCGGGAUGGACUCCGAAAAACACCAGAUUUGGCCAUUCUCUACUGCAGGGUGAGGCAUCGCACAGGGACGCUGACUACAGACAGAAACACAGACAGGCAGACAGACGGAUCCUGCGUGGCUCUGUCAAUCUGUGCUCAACCAGUUGGUCCAUGAUUCCACAGUGACACGUCGUCAACUCGCAAAUGUCUCCCGAUGUUGUCGCAUGGACGAUACAGACGCUCCAUCCCACCCUUCGUAUGUGUCUCAGAGGGGAUGUCACACGAUGAAUGGUGGACCACGUGCCUGUAGUUGGCAGCUCUUUGUUGUAGUCGUCCUUGCAAUCGUCCCUCGGUGAAACGCUUCCAAAAUGUCAGCCCUGUUCAUGCAGCAGUGCGCCACGUACCAGCGAGCUCACCAACCCCAAACUGGACCAGUUGUACAGUAACGUCAGUGCGCUAACAGCAGAACUGCUGUUUUGUAUAUUCAAGACUUCCUCUUCUUAGAAUGAACCUUGAGUUGAGGAGAACAGUUAUUUUCCAGCAGUAGCCAAACAGUGUCAUCUUCACAGGGUAAGCAAUCAAGAAAGCUUGCUUUCUCUCCUUCAAACCUGCCACAGCCUUUACAAAAUCGCCAAAGGGUUUAUUAUCUUAUAUAUAGGACAGAUAAUAAUUUGUCAGUUUUUCAUCUGACCUCUGUCACAUCUGGCAACUGGAUCCAUUUAUAAAUCCUUCCGGUUCGACGGAGUCGGAGCACUUGUUUGAACGGAGCGUUAGAUUGGAUUUCUCAAAGACUUGAGGAUGGGAGUGUGUUGCACUGAUGUGCUGUGAAGACUGAUUGAGGUCAUCCAGAGGACUGGCUCGCUUUAUGAACAUCAUCCGUUGACGGUUACUUCUGGAUGAGGCUAACUAAUCUACUCUGGGAAAGACUGUUCAUCUCCUAGAACGUCGACUGAAAGUGAGCGUCUCGAGAGAUGCUCGAUGGCUCUUGAGAGUGUUUGUUUUUCCUCACCAGGAUCUUGGCUCUUAUGAGUUGUUGUCAGGAACUGUUGCACAAUUGACUCUUUGCAAACGUUUUGUAAAAAAAAAAUGCCCCAAUGUCUUGAACUGGGAGACAAUUCGGGACUCGCCAAACGCUGGCUUCCACAUGCCGUCGAAGUGCGGACAGCCACAUGCACAAGUCGAAGCAGCUAGCUGUCUGCAUUAGCACACCGAAAGCAAACAAAAAUCACUAUGUAUGAUAAUGGCUAUAUUGUUUCGUAGAAAAGAAUCUCCUAUUUGUUCUAAACAGACAAUUGAAAAGACCAUUUUGAAGAACACCGUGGAAAUGGAUGCAGCCCAAAAAAAAAAGUGUCUACUGUAGAUGCCUGAAAUGAUCUCUUUGGCCUUUGAGAGUGAUAGGCACCUAACUAGCCACAUGAGGGUUUUUUGUCAUGUUCACACCACCCAUACAGAACUCCUCUAUAUCAGCAGACUUCAUUUCAGAGAAAAGCAGCGUUCAACAGCUCUCCUAAUCAGGCCCUAUGCAUAUCCAAGAACAUUCCUGCUGACUUCCUGGCCAUGUAUGUAUGUCUGAAUUCAGACUGCUGGACACGGGAGAACUUGUAGGAAGACAACACUUCAAUCAAUUGGGUGGCUCUUCUUAGAGCAAAUCAAUAUGAAUGUAUCUGUUGUAAGUCUGUACAUGUUGCUAGGCCCAUGAAAACACUUGGUUGGUAAGAUCAUACCAGACAGCAUUUGUGUUUAUACGGUAGUUUCUCUUUUUUCGCAUUAGAAAUUAAUGGUUGGACUUGGAAUAACUGGCUAGCCACGGCUGGUAGCUUUUAACAUGUUACUGGUCGUACUGGACCAGCAGUGGGUCACAAGUGCAGAUUUUCAGUGGGUGGCUGGAAUGGGUUAGGGGAGGAACAGAUCUGCUCAGUCAGCUCAUGAAACUGCAGUGGAGUGAAACCCACACACACAAACACACACACACACACACAAACACACAAAAUACAUACACUCAGUCCGAGAAAACUGGAAUUACCAUUUGUCCUUGGUGAUCUGACUCUUGUCUGACAGAACAAAGACGCAUAAAAUCUAUCUUUUUGGGGGGGUUUAAGCCACAGAUAAAAAUGGAUUUUAGAUGAUCAUUGACUCAACUCAAGCGCGCAACAAAUCAAACGGGCAGCUUGGACAAAAGUAGAUUGUCAGGAUUCUUGUCUAUGUCAAGGUGUUUAUUCUUUAUUUUACAAGACUUCUAAUACUUUGAGGCAGCGUGAGGUAAACAGCAGUCUGCUUUUUGGCAAAGGGAGGCAGCACAUUGAUUUCACUCCCUAUAUCAGAGGCGCAUUUCAAUUUUGGGUGCGAACACAGCCCAGCUCAAUCAUAUCUAGACAAGACCUGUCUGCGGCUCUCGAAGUAGAUGCUCCUGCUUUCACAUAAAUAUUGAACCAACCGUGCAAACAAGCCAGGCUCAAUUUUAUAUUUAACAUCUAGGUGACAGCCUUCAUUUGCAAAGAGAGAAGGGAGUGACCGCAAUAGAAACCGACUGAUACAAGUUUUAACUGCUGGUUUAUUUUAAAAGGAGACCAAGUAUAGUCACUGGUCAUCCUGGUUGCAGCUACAUCAUCAAUGCUACCAUUCUUUGUGAUUGCUGGCAAAAAAAAGUCAUAGAUCCUGAUUGAAAAGUUUAGAUUUGGUUUGUAGAUGAUGUAAAAAUAUCCAGUUGAGAUGGGAAUGUCCGAGUAGGUUAGCAGGCUUGUGGUUUUCCUGCUUAGCCGGAAGCUAAAAUGAAGAAUAGCAGUUUAACCAACGGGUUAAAAUUGUAUCAUCAAUGGCAGCUCUACUUGUGUGUUUCAGUAUUUCAGCAGGGCACUCUCCUGUUGAACUGAAUGGUUGCGAAUGUGUGGGAAUGUGCAGCUCUGGAGCGUUUAUGUUUAUGACAGCUGAGGAUUUUGGACUGAAACACUUGAAUGUGUUGUUCUUCAUGUUUGUGGGACUUUAAGGAGCCAAGACACGGAAAUAUUCAAAUUACGGGACAAUUUCCAAAAUUCUGAAGCUCAAAGACUGGGAUUUCAAAUGUGAAUGUGUUUUCUGGAAAGGUUGUUUCAUGUUGUCUCGGAGGAUGCGGUUCAGUUCUGUGUCAUCUUAAUGAAUGAUUGUCAAUUCUGCUGUGCCUGUGUGUUCUUCGUCUGUUUGUAUUUGCACUCUGAAGUUUUUUUUUGGGAAAAAAAAAAAAAUCACUUGCUUAUCUGAUGUUUUCUGUCUUGCUUGUACACUACACUUUCACACGACAACCCUGGGUGAUGAAACACUGAUCGCAAAGUCUGUAUAGUAGCUGUUUUUUUUAGCACAAAUGUACACACUCAUGCAUACAUGCUACAACUCGAUUCGCACACAAACUACAUGCAUGCACUCCCUGAACACACAGGUUCAUACAAAAACAUACACACAUACAUGCACAAGCACAUCCCGAAUCACACACAAACACCUGAACGUACUCCCGAAUACAC